AUAAAGCAGGCGAGGAAGCCUGUGGUCCGCCCCGGCACCUGCGAGUGGUAUUACCUUGAGCGCAUAAUGGACAUGGUCUCAUUUGCCGAGAUGCUCCGUCGCCAUCAUCUCGUUGUGGCGCUCUCCACCGCCGCCGCCGCCAGCGAAUGGCACAGCUGCCCGCUCUUCUCGCACGUUGGCAAUGGCAUCGACUCGAUGGUCCAGUUUCCGACCCUAAGCAACCUCACCGCCGAGUGCCUACACCUCCAAGUCCCCGUGUGCUACCCCGGCGUCUGCACCAGCGACAACAAGACGCUGAGUGUCUUUCUCAAGCGCCUUCCGGCGACGCGCCCAACGACGCCGGGCAAAGCCGUAUGGCUGAUGCAAGGCGGUCCUGGAGCACCGUCCGACGCCAUGGAAUUGUCCAUGUUCCAAGUGUUUAAGGCUGCCAAAGGCACGAUGAGCCUCUACACGAUGGACCACCGCGGCGUCGGGCGCAGCUCGCGGCUCGACGCCAACUGCCCCGAGCUGAACGGCGAGAGCGACAUGGGCGACAAGGAAGCUGCUACUGCCUAUUCCAACUGCUUCCAAAAGCUCAAGGAUCUCUACGGUGCCGAUGCGCCCAAGGGUUUCUCGGUCACCAGCGCAGCGACAGACCUCGCGUCCAUCAUCGAGAGUCCGAUGCUCGCCAAGGACGAUGUCUACGUCUACGGCGUGAGCUACGGCACGUACUUGGUCGAGCGUUUGAUGCACCUCGCGCCCAACAACGUCAAGGGUUACAUUCUCGACAGCAUGCUCGCCGAGAGCCCGGUCAGCGUGUACAGCGACUGGGACCGUGACGUGGCCAAAGUUGAAACAACCUACUACGGCCUCUGCGACCGCGACGCUAAGUGCUCGUCGAAGAUCGGUCCCAACUCGAAGCAAUUCGCGUUCGAUUUGUACAAGAAGCUCGAUGCGAACGACACGGCGUGCGCCCAAGCGAUCUACGCAGAGAAGGGUCUUCCGUCGGACUUUCUUGGGAGUACGUUUUCCGACAUGUUGACCAACUACAAGCAGCGCAACUUGAUUCCUGCGAUCCUAUAUCGUCUUGCCAAGUGUGUUGCGGACGUCAAGAGCGAAGCAGCGUUCCUCGCCGGUCUUCUUGGCCUUGCCUCGGAGGCCGCCGGCACCGAAGGGCGCAACGACGUUGUGCCUGGCGACAUGGAGACCGGUGAGUCGGUCAGCGACGACCUUCUCUACCACAACAUUGUCUUCAACGAGAUUUGGGGGCUACCGUCGCCGUCGUUUAAGCGCCUCCGUGACGACGCUGCCAAGAUUACGUGGCGCAGCUCGUCGAGCGACGACACCAAAGACAACCUCUUGACGUUUUGCGCAUUCCGCGGCCACUUGGACCCGGUCUGCGAGAAGCUUGGCGUCAAGAAGCAACAGCAAACGUUUGCGUACUCCCACGACCAGUACUGGAACAAAGCGGCGGCGAUCCCGGCCGGUGCGAGUGCCCUCCUUCUCUCGGGGGCGAUCGACAUUCAGACGAUUCCCAAGUACGCCGUGUCCGAGUAUGCGUCGAUGGUCGGCGACAAGAAGCUUCUUUUGCAGUUUCCGUUUGGCGGCCAUAGCAUCAUCUCGACAACCCCCACCGAUGCCAAGCGUCCCGGGAAAAACUGCGGCAUGGACAUCCUCAACAUGUACCUUCAGUCGGGCGGCAACCUCAAGGCCAUCAAGACCGACUGCAUGAAAGAUGUCCUGCCCCUUGACUUUACGCUUAUUCGCGACAAGGACAAGGCAUUGGAGCUCUUUGGCACCACGACCGACCUCUUUGGCGAUGAAGAACAACGCCACCUCCGCCAUAACAUCAUCCCGUAAGAUGGUGCUCCGCACUCCAGGCCAAGACAACGGUAUGUACUUUGCAGUGCCUUUAAGUGCUAGGCGUAGCGACCAGCUAAGGAUGUGUGCAUAUCAAAGGGUUUUGCCCGCCAGCGUGAAAUGUUUGACACUUCCCAUAUGCUGCAUCGAUAUAUAUAUAUAACGUUAUUGUACAA
Molecule: messenger RNA, 2015 nt
Organism: Saprolegnia diclina VS20
Lineage: Eukaryota; Oomycota; Saprolegniomycetes; Saprolegniales; Saprolegniaceae
Exons: 5
Coding region: 67-1839 (590 amino acids)
Source: RefSeq, a predicted model, not a curated record